Olea europaea var. sylvestris is the source of this 2017-nucleotide messenger RNA. RefSeq names its product auxilin-related protein 2-like. NCBI's taxonomy places the organism in Eukaryota, Viridiplantae, Streptophyta, Magnoliopsida, Lamiales, Oleaceae. Gene Ontology annotation, biological process: clathrin coat disassembly; clathrin-dependent endocytosis. The record is from RefSeq and is a predicted model, not a curated record. Gene Ontology annotation, cellular component: intracellular membrane-bounded organelle; cytoplasm; vesicle. The transcript is spliced from 7 exons. The coding region runs from base 326 to 2002 and encodes 558 amino acids. Gene Ontology annotation, molecular function: clathrin binding.
GAAGACAAUGAAGCACCGAGAGAGAGUACAGGACGACGAAGUAGAAGGAAACAGAGACAUUGGAGAGAGAAACCCUUAGUAAAUUUUGUCUCCUCUCUAUAUAAUUCUUGUAAUAACCAGAAACACUAUUCAAACCCACCUUCACGUACACGUCUUCUGAUCGUAAACUUUCAAUUACUAUAUAAUAAACCAAUUGUACCAUUUCCAUGUUCUUUCACUGUUAAUCGAAUAAUCAAUCAUAACCCUUUCUGCCCUGAUCCGUCGGAUUCCCAAUUGCCCGUUAAUUUUGUCCAGAUCUGCUGCAAAUCGAAACCAUUGAUUCAAAAUGGAUGACCUGGAUGUGCUGGCACGGGAUUUUGGGUUCCGACCACAAGGAAAAUCGAAUCCGAUGAGAUCCGACCAGGCGGAUCACCGCCCCUUCCGAUCUGUUGACGAUCAGAAUCGUGAUGGGUUGUUGUUCAACGAUGUAUUUGGUGGGCCGCCUAAGUAUACUUCGAGUUCGAGUUCUAAUAACAAUAGUAAUAACAAUCCGUCGUCCAUGAGUGAUUUUGACUAUGAAUCCAUUUUUAAGUCGGAAUCGAAAGUUUCAAACAGUAAUACUGGCGGUAAUAAGACGUCGACCUUGCCAGUGUAUGAUAAGCCCGUUUAUGAUGAUGAUAUAUUCGAUGGUUUGCCCGGGUUGAAGAACAAAUUGGGUACUUCCUCGGUCAGAUUUGAGGAUGAUAUAUUUGCGUCAAUUGCAUCGCCGUCCACAAAGAGCAAGAAUCAGAACGAUUUUGAUGAUUUGUUGGGGAACUUGGGUGGAAAUGACAAGUUUGGGGAGAACAACAACAGCAAGAGCAGUAGUGCUAAGAGCAGCUCUACAUCGCGAGGGUUAGAUGAUCUGUUAGCUGGGUUUGGGGGUGGAAUUCCUGCCAGUAGCAACAGAAAAGGAAGGAUAAUUAGCUCAGUGUCCAUUCUUUUUUCGCACAGACCAAUAUCAGAGUCAAGUCGAGGCUACAUACAAACCGACAACACAACUUCAAAUGUGAUGGAAGACCCUUUUGUAGUUAUGGAAUCAACAUCAACCCCAGGAUCAUCGUCAGGGGUGUCUACUGAUCCUCUGGAGGAAAUUGGUAAGCUUGGUAAAUCGAGAAGUGCUAGGGCUGAGGCAUCCUCUGUUAGCGAUGGAGUAUUUGAUGACUUAGAUCCUCUUAACGGAUUUGGAAAACCUGUCCAUCCAUUUUAUCCUGGGAGGGAUAAUGGAGGUAAGGAUGGGAGCCCGUCAAGAUCAGGAACAUCUGUAUCUUCUGGUGUUAGAGAGCAGACAGGAAAAUCUGACAGAUAUUCGGGGAGCAAUGUGGAGAAGAAGGUUCCUUUUGAUAAUUUUCAGGAACCUCCCUUGUUUGCAUCAGCUGCUGCAAAGAUGAGCCAACAAAAGAAUGAUAAUGAUCUGGAGUCCUUUUUCGGCAUGGGAUCUCGUGCGAGCAGUGUUCCUAGGGCCAGAACAGAUUCGGUUGAUCCUCUAUUCAACCAGCAAUUCCAGGAGAAGGCAGGAUCUGAAGCUGCAAAGAGGACAUCAUUUUCUAGUGGGGCCUCCAAUAUGCGAAAAGCUUCUUCCACUACUAACAUUGUAGAUGAUCUAUCUUCUAUUUUUGGAGCUGCUGAAUCAUCUGGAGCAUUCCAGGAGGUUGAAGGGGAAACUGAAGAAAGAAGAAGAGCAAGACUCGAGCGCCACCAACGCACUCAAGAGCGGGCGGCCAAAGCACUUGCUGAAAAGAACCAGCGGGAUCUUCAAGCUCAAAGGGAUCAGGAAGAAAGACAUAGGAUUGCCGAAACAUUGGAUAUUGAAAUCAAGCGUUGGGCUGCAGGGAAAGAAGGAAAUUUGCGUGCUCUACUGUCAACUAUGCAAUAUGUGCGUAUAUUGCCUUCCAAGUCUACAUUCUAUAUUGGUCUGCAAUUGCAGUUUGCCUGUUUCUUCAGCUACUGUACCCUUUUACUGCUUAACUGUUAUAUCAGAUGAAAUAAUUUACCACUA